AUGAAGACCGUCUGCAUUGUCGGCGCCGGUCCCUCCGGCCUGGUAGGCGCUAAAGUACUCCUCAAGACCAACAAGUUCAACGUCUCCAUCUUCGACAAGGCCGACCGGCUAGGAGGCAUCUGGGCCCUGGACGAGAACUCUACUGGAGCUUUCUUAAGUCCUCAAACACCCACGAACCUCUCGCGCUUCACCGUUGGCUUCUCAGACCUCGAUUGGAGCUCCGUCGACCUGGCGCCGCGAGAAGGUGCAGGACCGAACGGGGCUGCCAUCAGAUGCCCUCCCAUGUUUCCAAAGGCCUGGCAGGUCAAUCGCUACCUCGAGGCAUAUCGACAGAAAUACAUACCUGAUGGGAUUAUCCGCUACCGUCACGAGGUCACCGACGCUACUAGGGUUGAGCGGGGCGGUACGACUCGAUGGAGCAUCGUCACAAGGGAUGAGCAUUCUCAAGAAAGCACAUCCGAAUAUGACUAUCUAUUGCUGGGGUCAGGCUUCUUUGCAAAACCUCGUCCGCUCUCACACAGUAUUCCUGACCUACCGUCUGAUUUGUCGGUGAAGGCCAUCCACAGUUCUCAGUUCAGGGAACUAGAUGACCUCUUCCCAAAGCCGGGAAACGUCGCAGGCAAACGCAUCCUAGUUGUUGGGGGCGGUAACUCUGCCGGUGAGGCUGCUGCAGCAGUCGCGCAGCAACUCUCAAAUAUCAAUCAUUCCCCACAGAGCAUUGCGCGGGGAUUAUACAAGGACUGCAGCAUUGUCCAUGUCACCGCGAGACCACUCUACGCGCUGCCACCGUACACGCCGACUGAUCAAUCAAACACAACGUUCGUCCCACUUGAUCUGAAGCUCUACGAUCUAUCAAAGCGUCCUUCGGGACCUAUCGUUGGCAACGCUGGUCCUGUCACAAAAGCAGUGAAGGACAUGAUUCACAACGCCCUUCAGACUACUAUUGGUGGGAACCAAGGCGACCUAGGAGCAUCUGCGUUGGCGAUCCCGGCCGAGGAGCCUCGCUCGACGGUAUAUGUAGCUCUGAGUGAAAGCUAUCCCGAGUUCGUCCGCAGCGGUCUGAUCGAUGUUGUAGGUGGCAGAGUCACUGCUAUCGAGAACGCCGCAGACGGCACCGUCACAGCACGUGUGACAACAGGUGAUGAGUCUCAGGAAAUCACGGACAUAGGAGCGAUUAUAUACGCCAAUGGAUACUCUCCACAGUCUGCGGUGGAUUUCCUCGGAGACGACGACAUCAAGAAGCUGCUUCAUUACGAUCCCGGCAGCCUUCGUUUGCCCUUACUCCUCCAGAAUUGGCAAACCAUGGCGGAGGGAAUCCCGGAGCUUGCUCUCUUGGGGUUCUACGAAGGACCAUACUGGCCCAUGAUGGAGAUGCAAGCCCGCCUCACUGCUGAUCGCUGGCUUUGCAAUAGGCCACCCGCCACAAGGACCUAUGAAGAGAUGGAGAAGCUGCUCGAACUCCGUCAGACAAUGCAAAAGCGAGACUUGCAUGUCCCACAGUACUGGUUCGGAGACUAUGCCGGCUACCUAGAGGAGAUUGCAACGCAUCUGGACCUGCAGCGCAAUGAUGGAGCAUUUGCUGAGCGCGAGGGAUGCGUAUCGCCAGCAAGGUACCUCUCUCAUGAUUCGGAUAGAACUGAAGCGGAUGCCAUCAUGAGAGAUUUGCAUCAAGUAUGGCGCGCUUGCACCGAGGAGGGAAAGUACGUGGCCCGUGCGAUCUUUCGUGCAAUGCAAGGGCAUUGGAACAUCCAGAGAACUAUUGACAGUUCACUUCCUAGUUUCCCUUCUGGAACUCUGACUGGCGAGGCCAGCUUUCAUCCUCGAGUACCGACUUCGGACACCAGCGGCAAGUCCUUUGACCUGGAGUAUCUGUACAUUGAAUCAGGAGAUUUAGUCUUGUCAAAUGGCGCUUCAAUGCCCGCGAGACGACGCUAUGUCUAUCGAUAUUCUGAAGAGCGCGACGAGCUGAGCGUAUGGUUUGUGAAGCCAGACCGUGAGCUUGAGGUGGACUACCUUUUCCACAAUCUCGCUUUCGUCGGUCCGGCAGAGGCAAGGAAGGAGGAGGCAUGCGUGGCGAAGGCAGACCACCUCUGCGUGGAAGACAUGUACUGGACCGAGUACCGUUUCCCAAUGAGAGGUAUCUCGCUGCCGGCAUUCGAAACACUUCAUACAGUCAGGGGCCCGAGCAAGGACUACGUGGCAACGACAAAGUUCACUCGGCCUUCGAAGACGCAGGUGACUCGAUGA
Lecanosticta acicola is the source of this 2247-nucleotide messenger RNA. The record is from the annotation of a GenBank genome assembly. NCBI's taxonomy places the organism in Eukaryota, Fungi, Ascomycota, Dothideomycetes, Mycosphaerellales, Mycosphaerellaceae.